Budorcas taxicolor (takin) is the source of this 2254-nucleotide messenger RNA. RefSeq names its product extracellular matrix protein 2 (gene ECM2). Gene Ontology annotation, biological process: extracellular matrix organization; positive regulation of cell-substrate adhesion. Lineage: Eukaryota; Metazoa; Chordata; Mammalia; Artiodactyla; Bovidae. Gene Ontology annotation, cellular component: extracellular matrix. Gene Ontology annotation, molecular function: collagen V binding; protein binding; heparin binding. The transcript is spliced from 10 exons. The record is from RefSeq and is a predicted model, not a curated record. Bases 99 to 2186 code for a protein of 695 amino acids.
GCUCUGGUUUUGUUUCAUUUUCAUCUGGAGACUUAAAUGACACCAAGCAAAGCCUACUUAGUUUAGAUUUCCAGGAAUCAAAUGGUGAAAAAGAAAGCAUGAAGUUUUCAAGCCUGUAUUGUUUUCUUCUGCUUCUCAUUUUUCAAACUGACUUUGGACAAAAUGAAGAAACUUCUAGGAGGCAAAGAAGGAAGACGUAUUAUAGAAGACUGAGAAAAAGUUCCUUGCCCACCCACAGAUCUGUUAGACAGCUUGGAAUUCAACAGAUGAAGACAGUUACACCUGCAGCAAAACUUCCCAUAAUAAACUUGGAUUACAGUAUUGAGGAAAAAUUUGAAUCUUUUUUAAGUGUUCCUGGAGUAGAAUCAAGCUAUAAUGUGUUACCAGGAAAGAAAGGACACUGUUUGGCAAAUGGGAUGAUCAUGUAUAACAAAGCUGUGUGGUCUCCGGAGCCCUGUACUACCUGUCUCUGCUUGAAUGGCAAAGUCCUUUGUGAUGAGACCAAGUGCCACCCUCAGAUGUGCCCCCAAACAAUUAUACCUGAAGGAGAAUGCUGCCCUGUCUGCUCUGAUACUGCCUCCUAUUUGCUACUCAGUGGUACAGCAUUAAAUGAUAGAACUGAAUUUUCUGGUGAUUCUUCAGAACAAAGAGAACCUACCAAUUUACCUCAUAAGCAACAGUCACCUUGGGUGGAAAUGAAUCGAGCACUGAGAAAAGAGGAACUUCAGUUUGAGGAGGAUGAAGAAGAAGUCAAACAAGAUGACAAUAGGGAGCAAAAGAAAAAGACUUUUAGACCUGGAGACUCGGGGAGACCUACCAAUGAGGGACAGAGCAGAGAAGGGGAAGAGCAGAGGCCUGAAGAGGAGGGGACGCAGGCCCAUCAACACAGAAACCCAGCAAGGGAGAAUGAGGAAGACGAUGAAGAUGAGGAAGACGAUGAAGAUGAGGAUGAGGAUGAGACCAUCAGAGGAGACACGUUCAGGAUGCCCCCUCAACUCCCAAUCCCAGCUACCCCCAGAGGCAUACCGUCUCUGCCAAGCAGUUGCUCUCUGUCCUACAAAACCAUCUCCUGUAUCAGCGCUGACCUCACACAAAUACCACCGCUAACAGCACCAGAGAUAACAAGUCUGGAGCUCAUAGGCAAUUCCAUCACCUCCAUUCCGGAUGAAGCAUUUAAUGGAUUACCAAAUUUAGAAAGGCUUGAUCUGAGCAAAAAUAAUAUCACCUCUUCAGGCAUAGGUCCAAAAGCAUUCAAGUUUCUAAAGAAUUUAAUGCGCUUAAAUAUGGAUGGAAACAAUUUGGUAACGAUUCCUUCAGAACUACCGUCUACAUUAGAAGAACUCAAAAUCAAUGAGAACAAGCUGCAGGUUAUUGAUGAAGAAAGUUUAUCAGACUUAAAUCAAUUGGUCACUUUAGAAUUGGAAGGAAACAAUCUCAGUGAAACCAAUGUCAAUUCCUUAGCUUUCAAACCUUUGAAGAGCCUAUCCUACCUGCGUCUGGGAAGAAAUAAAUUUAGAAUUAUACCACAAGGUCUUCCUGCUUCUAUUGAGGAAUUAUACCUAGAAAAUAACCAAAUUGAAGAAAUAACUGAAAUUUCUUUUAAUCAUACCAGAAAGAUAAAUGUCAUUGGAUUACGUUAUAAUAAAAUUGAAGAAAAUAGAAUUGCUCCUUUAGCCUGGAUAAAUCAAGAAAAUCUAGAAUCGAUAGACCUCUCGUACAACAAGCUCUACCAUGUCCCCUCCUAUCUACCCAAGUCGCUGCUGCACCUUGUACUCAUCGGGAACCAGAUCGAACGCAUCCCUGGCUAUGUGUUUGGUCACAUGGAACCAGGCUUGGAAUACCUGUACCUGUCAUUUAAUAAGCUUGUGGACGAUGGCAUAGACCGAGUCUCCUUCUAUGGAGCUUACCAUUCUCUGCGAGAGCUGUUUCUGGAUCAUAAUGAAUUAAAAUCUAUACCACCUGGGGUACAAGAAAUGAAAGCACUACAUUUCCUGAGACUGAACAACAACAAGAUACGGAAUAUUCUUCCAGAACAAAUUUGCAAUGCUGAAGAAGAUGAUGAUUCGAAUCUGGAACAUCUUCAUCUUGAAAACAACUACAUUAAAACAAGAGAAAUAUCAUCCUAUGCAUUUUCAUGCAUAAGGUCAUAUUCAAGUAUUGUUCUUAAACCACAAAAUAUCAAGUAGUUCCAAGUUUUUCUUUGUCACUUAUAAAUUAUACUCAUAUAUCUGUUUUAGUAGCAUUUUCCUCAAUA